AUGCCGUCCGACGAGAACGACAAGGCCCACGAGGAGGUUCCCAGCACGCAGGGCGACGUCGAGAUGGAGGAAACCGACAAUCCCGUCCAGAUUGUAGAGGCUUCCAACCCAGAAGAAGGCGGCGAGCGCGCUCCGCCAGCGGCGGUGAACGUGGAAGAUGUCGACGCAGAGGCCGAUCCGGUGGACGAGGAGGAGCGCAAGUCAUUUGCGAGCCACCUGAAGAGCCCCAUCGUCACCCUCGUCGUCGGCAAGGAGGAGCCCGCAGUCCUGAAAGCGCACCAGGAGUUCCUCGUGCGAAGCCCGUACUUUGACGACAUCUGCAAGACCUUUGCCGAAGACGAAAGCAUACCUCGCUCAAUCGACCUCCCAGACGAAGACAUCGAUGCCGUCGGCUGCUUCCUCGAAUUCUUGUAUACCGGGGAAUAUUUCCCCCGCAAGCUGCCCGGCCAGCGAAGUCUCGAGCACGAUCCCUCCGUCCUGGCGGUCGACGACUCGGGCAUCCAGCUGCUCAGACACGCAAGGAUCUAUACCCUGGCCCAGAAAUGGGGCGUCGCCGCGCUGCAGACGCUCUCUUCAUCCAAAAUCUACUGCAUCAACUCCACCGUCAAAGGCGAGAUCGAGUAUGCGCGCUACAUUUAUGCCCACACCGCGGUCGACGAUACGACGAUCCGUGCGCCCGUGGCCAACUUCUGGGCUACAAGGUCGCAUACGCUGCGGUCCGAGGCGGAAGACGAAUUCAAGGCGCUGUGUCUGGAGUUUCCGCAGUUUGGUUUCGAUAUCUUGACGCGUGUGUUGGACGACAAGCUCAAGAGGGAGCGCAACGAAAAGAUGCACCCUUCAUCUGGCAGUGUUCGCAAGCGUCCUCGGCACGGCAGCGGUGUUGUGUAA
Molecule: messenger RNA, 888 nt
Organism: Trichoderma gamsii
Lineage: Eukaryota; Fungi; Ascomycota; Sordariomycetes; Hypocreales; Hypocreaceae
Exons: 3
Coding region: 1-888 (295 amino acids)
Molecular function (GO): protein binding
Source: RefSeq, a predicted model, not a curated record